AUGGGGCAAGAGAAGAAACAAAUGUUGAAUUGCUACAUACUCAUGGUAGAAGCAAACAUUUUUGUUAGUGGUUCAGAGAAGCCUCCAAUUAAGUUGUGGGGUAGUGCCCCUACCAAGUUUGUAAAGGCACGGUUGCCGCCUUCAAAGGGACUUGAGGAGAUAAAGGAGCUGGUUGCCCCCGUCCGCUGUGGCGACUUCGUCCUCACUUCCAUUCAAGAGAGCCCCGACGUAUCCCCUUCCUGGACCAUCAUCGAUUCCCGCCAUGGCUACGUUCUCCUCAUGAAUCAUGAUGGUGGCUCACUCACCGUGUUCAACCCCCUGCUGUGGUGGAGCAAAACUUUUGGUCUAUGUAAGGAGGAAAACAUCCACCAUGUCAAGCAUACCCGCGCUCAAUGUAUCUACUCCGAUGAGGAACCCAUGUCGUUCCGUGUGGUUCUUCUUUGUCAUGACAGCACAAGGGUGCGAGCUACAGUGUUCUCCUCCAAGACCAUGGAGUGGUCCAUUCUUCCAUGGAUGGAGGUCCCGGAGAGGCGUGCCAAUGGACCUAAGUGGUUGGUUUUAAUUUCUGGAAGCAUGCAAGCGAAUAGAUUCAUGUAUUGGGUUUGCACAAAUAAUGGAAUUCCCGUCCAAGACCCACCGUUUAUGAUUGCUGUAGACAAGACAACAAUGGAGAUCUCUUUUGCCGAGGUCCCUCUGUGUCUCGACGAUGAGCAUUGCAGCUUUCAUAUAGGUGAAAUGAAGGAUACCUCGCCUUGUAUUGUUUAUGCCAGUGAUGACUUGAAUAUUGGUGUCUUGCUGCGCGCAACAGAAGGUGGUUGUGCUCAGAGUUGGUAUCUGCAAAAGGUAUCUAAUAUGUACACACAUCUUACAAAGCUCCUUGGUGAUAACCCACUAAUCGAGGUGGAUGUUGCGGCGGUCAUGGAUGGCUUUGCUUACUUGGCCGUAGAUAUGGGUAAUGGAACUCCGAAUUCUCGUUUGAUCCUCUCCCUUUGCUUAGAAACAAUGGAGCUGGAUAAGCUAUGUCAGGUGGCGUUUCACGGUGGUGUUUACCCCUACAUCAUGGCAUGGCCUCCUGUUUUAGUAGGUAACUAUGGAGCGUUUGAGCUGGGCGAUGCUCAGUGA
This is a messenger RNA of Brachypodium distachyon (stiff brome), 1122 nucleotides long. RefSeq lists its product as uncharacterized. The transcript has 3 exons. The record is from RefSeq and is a predicted model, not a curated record. Bases 1 to 1122 code for a protein of 373 amino acids. NCBI's taxonomy places the organism in Eukaryota, Viridiplantae, Streptophyta, Magnoliopsida, Poales, Poaceae.